Molecule: messenger RNA, 7554 nt
Organism: Cyclocybe aegerita
Lineage: Eukaryota; Fungi; Basidiomycota; Agaricomycetes; Agaricales; Hemipholiotaceae
Source: the annotation of a GenBank genome assembly
AUGGAAAUUUUGUCCCUGGCGAAACAUGGAGACUUGACGCUGUCGCAGAUCUUGGACAUUUUUAAGCUACUGACGUUAACUUAUCCGCGGUAUUCUGAUUCGGGAUCGAGAGACGCAGUGGAGGCGGUGGGCAUGGAGUUGGUUCGUCGUGAUGAAGUUCGUGGUACGGAGGAUGGACCGAGGGGUGAGGUUAGGUUGGGUGUAGCGGAGCAAAUUUUGGGAUGGCUUUCCAACGAGGUUGGAAGACUGGCAAAGAAGGGAAAUUCAGAUUCCUACGCUCCUUCGGAUUUAUUCGUGCUCUUGAGUUGGUCUUGUGGGCUCUAUACGACGUGUGUGAAAAGCAACCCAAAUUUCGCGUCUUCCCACUCGUGGCGAGCUCUCGUCGGAUCGCUAGCGUUGCUCCUCGACAUGCUCCUGGAGUCGACAAAAGCCAAGCCCUCGAUGAAGAACGGCGGUCUUGUACGGACGCGUCGGGCUUUGAGAUCGGCGCCUGGACACGUAACGGACGUUAUAAGAACCCUCCUCGCCCUCCUCAAAACCAAUUCAACUCCCUUACGACUUGUUAGCUUGAUUGGUGUCGCUGUCAGCGUCCUGAUCCGCCUCAAAAACAUAUCUGAAGAUCCUGAAAAACGUCUUCCAGAUGACCUGAAGCAGGGAGUUGUGGGCGUUUAUACAAGCACCGUUCUAAUGGCCAAAUUUCCACUGCCAGAGCAUAUACUCACCGUCCUCAACGACUUCAUAUCCAUUUUUGUAACGAAUAACGACUUUACGAGCACUAUCACCCCUACGAUCGAAAAAGCAUUGCUACGAGCCCCAGAAAAUGCUCUUCCCGUCGUCAUUCAGUUCUUCCUUGCCUAUAAGCAGCCUCUAGAACCUACAAUUUUCCAACACCUCGUUCAACAAGUCGUCAGCAGCUCCAAGUCUAGCAAUGCUCUCGUCCGCGUAAAUUCGGUCCAGCUCUUCAAAGCCCUCCUCAGCCUCCAUGACCCACAAAAUCGUCAUAACCUCUCCCGCCUUGCUGUGCCCGAACUCCUGACUCUCCCUAAAACUGGGAAAACUGCUGGCGCCGACCAUCGUGUUGCUCUAUAUUCGAUGCUCGCCUUUCUUCCUCCAGCAGAGGAGGUCUCAACGACACUCCUUCAGACUACCACCCCACUUCUCGCCAAGGAGCCGCAUGAAGGUACUACGGCUGUGCUUGCAGCUGCUUUGUCGCGUCAUAUCGUCUUUCUCCUCUCACAGUCUUCCGUACCAUCUGAGACGACUCAGUUAAUCGCAAAGGAGAUGAGCAAUGCGAAGCCAACUGUCAGGAAAGCAUUCGUUGGGCUCGCGGGUUCAGUGCUUUUCGACGAGCCACACGUUUUAGAUCACGAUAAUGGUGUCGCCUUCGCCAGAGCACUUCUACCGGCUUUCGAAAAUUGUCUGAAGACCGUUUCAAGCAACCCGCUCAAUUCGAGUGGAGGACCGUACGAGGGUUAUGUCGCUGUCGCCGUCCUUCUGGGCCCGUUGGCGCAAUCGAAGUUCGACGCGGUCAUCGCCCAGAACCCGGUAAUUGCGGCCAUCGGCACCAUCAGCGCUAAGCAGUCGUUCUUGUUGUGGGACAAGGUCUAUCAAAAGCUGACGGAAGAGGAGGAGGAGAAAUGGCUUCUCAGAGCGUGCAAUGUCUCGCUUCCGUACUUCAAGUCCGAGCUCUCGAAAAAUGAAACAUUGAGAACACACCUUGGAGCAGUCUUCAUCCAUUUCGGGAUCGAUAGCCGGUUCCCAGAAAUUCGACGAAGGGUCAGUGCUUCCUUGGUUGAGCUGGCCGCCUUUUCUCCCGGACUUGUCAGCAAAGUAAUCCGAGACGCCUUGUUCGCUUUCCUCUCCAAGGGUGUCCCGACCGCGAAAGCAACCCCGUCGGAUGAAACUGUCGUCCCUUGGAACAAGCAUUCAAGACUUGCAGCCCUGCUUCUUAGUAUAGUUUCUUUUGAAGAAACUGUUGAUACCUCCUUGCGGGAAAACAUCGUUGUCGAUUUCAUUGUGUUGGCUCAUCACCAUCUCAUAUGUGGACCCGACCGACAAACCUGGAUCGAUGUCUGCCAGAAAGCUGGCGCUGAUCCUCGCGAAGUGGUCAAUAAAAACCUUGACAGAUUGUUCGAACUCGUGUUGGAGGCCAGUGCAAUGGAAUCCAAGGACGGCUUUGCAAAUACCAGUCACAGGGCCAUAACAACACUGGCCUUCGUCUCUCCUGCCAAUGUUCUUCCUCGCGUCACAGAGCAGCUUAAAUCGGACAUUAAUCCUGAAGUUCUUAACAGCCUCUCCGAUGACGAUCUUGCCAUCUGGGCAACAGCAGAAGGCACAACCUUUGUUGAUGUGCUUUCCUCCUCGAAGAAUGAAACGAGGCCGGCCAAAGGCAAGGAUUAUGAGAUUGCGAAAUGGGAAGAGGAGACACGAAAAGCACUUGCGGCGAAGAAGGCUGCACCCGUUACUUUGUCAAGACAACAGCAAGCACUUGUCCAAGCCCAGUUGGAGAAGGAGUCCAAAAUCCGACAGCGGGUACAAGUCAUCCAUUCACAACUCAACCGGGGAUUGUUCUUCGUGAGGAGUCUUGUUGCCGCUCGUGUAGAGGAGUUCCAAUCCUACAUGUCGCCGAUUGUGUCACUGCUGCUAAAUGGAGCACUCGGAAGGGGAUCGUUCCUUGCUGGUCCUGCUGCAUUCGAGACAUAUUUGACGCUCUCUGAAAGUACAUCGGAUCGCCUGGACACGAUUAGAAGAUGGAUUGGAAUCGCUACACUCCGAUGUCUAAAAAUGGGAUCCAUUCCAGAAGAUCUGCAAGCGGAGCCUCUUCACAUGCUUGUCAUUCGCGUCCUGUAUCGCUUGCGCUUCCUCGCCGAGCAAACGCCUUUCGAUGCCGCUACAUUCUCCUACACAUUUCCUCUUCUGAGUCAGAUACUUGUGAGUGGAGGAAUUCCGGGAGAAGAGCAGGACGAUAUCUUGGAACAAGUUACACUAGCAUUGGAGGUCAUCAAGUUCCACUGUGGUGAAUUUGCUGCUCCUGCAUUUCCACGAGCGCGAACAAUUGGAAACCUUAUACAUACCAUUCGGCACCAGCCGAAGUUGGGGAAGGUUGCUUCUUCUGCACUUAUCGAACUUGGAGAGGCCGUUUCGGCGACGGCAACUCGUGCAGAGUCUGAAGUGCUGCUUCGCGGUACACUCUUCCAGGAAUCUUAUGUCAGAAAUUCAUGUUUGCAAGCCAUUCAACCAUUAGAUUUGACCGACAUGGACUGGUCUCCAGAGCUUUGGGUGGCUUGUCACGACGACGACGAACAAAAUGCGCGAUUGGCUCGUCAUGUCUGGGAAGAUAAUGGUCUCGACAUCCCGGAAAAAUACUUGGAUCGUUUGAUUGUAUUCUUGGACCAUGAAAAUGCUUACGUUCGCUUGAGUGCCGCGAAAGCCAUAGCAGAAGCGGUUGAGCAGUGGCCUCUCACUAUUCAACCAACGUUGGCCACUUUACAAGGUUAUUAUCGCGAGAAGGCAAAAAUACUUGCCCCUGAGUUCGACGAAUACGGAAUGGUUAUCGCUCAGACGCUAGAACGAACGGAUCCAUGGACUGCACGGCUAGCAACAGCGCAAACAUUUGAAGUUCUUGCACCAUCCUUCACAGCGGAUGAUUUGGAACCUUUCUUCAAAUUCUUGAUUCAAGAUCAGGCUCUUGGUGACCGAACAGCAGACGUGCGCAAAGGCAUGCUCUCAGCUGGGACCACCGUCAUCGACAUACAUGGUGCAAGUCGAUUGGCACAGCUUAUCAAGCUAUUCGAGGAACAUUUAGCCCUACCUGGGUCCUCUUCAGAAACGGAUGAUUUCAUCAAGGAGGCCGUCGUUAUUCUUUUCGGUCGCGUUGCUCGUCACCUGGAGGCGUCGGACGCACGAACCCCGUCUAUCGUAGACCGACUCGUCGAUGCUCUGAAAACCCCUGCCGAACAAGUGCAAAUUGCCGUGUCCGAAUGUUUAUCGCCUCUCGUUAGACUUAUGCGACCCAGAUUGCCAACCCUCGUUGACCAACUCUUUGAUGAUCUUUUCAAUGGUCCAAAGUAUGCAACUCGGCGUGGUGCCGCUUAUGGUCUUGCUGGGGUCAUCAGAGGAACGGGCAUUAGUGGCAUGAAGGACUUCCGUGUUAUCAGUCGACUGAAGGAGGCAGCUGAGGAGAAGAAGCACUACGAAUCUCGUCAAGGCGUCAUGUUCGCCUUCGAAACCUUGUCCAGCACGUUGGGACGAUUGUUCGAACCAUAUAUCACCUUCGCUCUUCCUAUUCUCCUAACUUUAUUCGGCGACGGGACAGCAGACGUCCGCGAGUCCACACAAGAUGCCGCCCGAGUAAUCAUGGCGAAUCUUUCUGGCUAUGGUGUCAAGCUUAUUCUUCCUACCCUUUUGGAAGGGUUGGAUGAAAAGCAGUGGCGUUCCAAAAAGGGAUCGAUUGAACUCUUAGGCAUGAUGGCGUACUGUUCUCCUCGCCAACUAUCGAUAUCCCUUCCCAUCGUUAUUCCUCGCCUCACUGGUGUUUUGACAGAUUCGCAUGCUCAAGUCAAAACGGCUGCCAACAAGAGUUUGAAACAGUUCGGAGAAGUUAUCAGCAAUCCGGAGAUUCAGUCACUCGUUCCUGUACUCCUCAAAGCACUCGUUGAUCCCGCCAAAACCCCCAACGCGCUAUCUUCGCUCUUGAAAACAUCUUUCAUGCAUUUCAUCGACCAGUCUUCUUUGGCCUUGGUUAUUCCCAUCAUUGAACGAGGACUGAAAGAACGAGGAGCUGACACCAAGAAGAAAGCCGCCCAGAUUGUUGGCAAUCUGGCAUCGCUGACUGACGUGAAGGAUUUCGUGCCUUACCUAGACGAGCUUCUACCCAUGGUCCAUCAAGUUUUAGUCGAUCCCGUGCCCGAAGCUAGAGCAACAGCGGCGAAAGCCCUUGGAACUCUGGUUGAACGACUAGGAGAAGGCUACUUCCCGGAUCUCGUACCUGGACUUCUAAGAAUCCUCAAAACUGACACAUCCGGAGUGGACCGACAAGGUGCCGCCCAAGGUCUCAGCGAAGUUCUAUCGGGCCUUGGAAUGGAAAGGCUGGAAGGAUUGUUGCCAGAUAUCAUUGCCAACGCUCGCUCCCCAAGAUCAACUGUGCGAGAAGGUUUCAUGUCGCUUCUCGUUUAUUUGCCAGCAACGUUCGGGACGCGUUUCCAACCCCAUCUGCCGAAGAUCAUCUCCCCUAUUCUUGGCGGUCUUUCAGACACUGAGGAAUAUGUUCGAGAGGCGGCAAUGCGUGCUGGACGAAUGGUCGUUACCAACUACUCCAGCCGAGCUGUCGAUUUGCUCCUACCUGAGCUUGAGACUGGUAUGUUCGACCCAGGAUGGCGCAUUCGACAAUCUUCCAUUACUUUAGUCGGAGAGCUGCUCUUCAAGGUAUCGGGUAUAUCUGGAAAGACAUCAGAGCUUGACGAGGAAGACGUCGCUGCCGAAGGAACAGUGGUUGAAGCUUCUCGACGUGCUCUUGUUGAAGUCCUUGGGGUUGAGCGACGCGAUAGGAUUCUUGCAGAGCUGUAUCUCAUUCGCCAGGAUGGCGUUGCAGUUGUGCGACAGUCCUCCAUUCAGAUCUGGAAGGCUCUUGUAAACAACACACCUCGGACUGUUAGAGAAAUACUUCCUGAACUUAUAAACCAAAUCGUAUUCUUGAUUUCAUCGGAUGAGUUCGAACAACAAGAAACCGCAGGACGAACUGUGGCUGAACUAUGCCGCAAGUUUGGCGAGCGCAUUCUCGGGGAAAUUAUGCCCAUUCUGAAGACAAAAGCUACCUCAACCGACCCUCGUACCCGCGAAGGCGUUUCAUUGACAAUUAGCCAGAUCAUGCAAAACGCCACCGAGUCGCAGAGAGAAGAUCAUGAAGACGAUAUUAUUUCUAUCAUUCGGGCAGCCCUUGUCGAUGAUGAGGCCAACGUCCGCUCCGCAGCGGCCCAAGCCUUCGAUGUACUUCAAGAGGAGCUAGGUGUCAAGGCGAUCGAUCAGACCAUUCCCACAUUGCUCGAGGCCCUCCGUCAACCUGGCAAGGGAUCAGGAACCGCAUUGCAAGCUCUGAGGGAAGUCAUGAGUGUCCGAGCUUCAACUGUCUUCCCAGUGCUCAUACCCACUUUGACCGCCAUUCCUAUGACAGUCUUCAAUGCCCGAGCAUUGGCCUCUCUAGUCACUGUUGCAGGCAAUGCCUUGAGCAGACGGCUGACCGCUAUUCUGAAUCCAUUGGUCAAGGUAUCCGAGGACGAUAUUGAAGAUGAGCUUCGCGAAGCUGUUGACGAGGCGGUCAAUGCUCUGUUCUCAUCCGUGGAGGAUGCAGAAGGUCUCAAUACAGUCAUGAUGAUGCUCAUCGGAUGGGCGAAGCACGAUUCACCCAAGCGAAGGGUUACCACAUGCAAACUCUUCACCGUGUUCUGUGAAACUUCCGAGAUGGAUUCCUCGUUGUAUCGGGUCGAUUGGAUCCGUCAGCUUGUCUCUCUCUUGGACGACCAGCAAGUAGCUGUGCAUACAGCUGCUUGGAACGCAUUCGAUACAUUUGUCAAAUCUAUACCGAAGGACGAACUGGAGCCGUUGGUUGUGCCUCUUCGUCGUACAAUCGAGUCUACUGGCGCUCCUGGACGCACCGUGCCAGGCUUUGACCUGCCAAAGGGUGUCGCGCCGACAGUGCCUAUCGUAAUCGCAGGUCUUACGACAGGGAGCAACGAACAGCGCGAACAAGCUGCAUAUGCCAUCGGCGACCUCGUCGAGCGCACCAACGAGAAUGCCAUCAAGCCUUUCGUGGUACCCUUCACUGGUCCGCUCAUUCGUGUGGCGACACAGGCGACGACGUAUCCACCAGGAGUCAAGAUCGCCAUUCUGCAUGCACUAACUUCGAUGUUGGAGCACAUCCCUGCGUUCGUCAAGCCAUUCUUCCCACAAUUGCAACGGACCUUCGUCAAGAGCACCAGCGACCCAUCGAGCAGUGCCGUACGGGCGAAGGCUGCGGAAGCUUUGGGUGUUUUGAUGAAGAACCAACCUCGCGUGGAUCCUGUCAUUACCGAGUUGAUUACGGGAGCAAGAGGAAACGAAGACUCAAUCGCAACGAGCUUUAUCCUUGCCAUCUCGUAUGUUAUGAAGAGUGCGUCGCAAAACGUUGGCGAGAAGGCGAGAGAAUCCUGCAUUGAGCUUGUGUCUGAUGCCUUCCGAGAGCCUCAUAGUGAACAUUACGGAGAGGCUGUUGGCGCUCUCGUCAAAUCGCUUUCGGACCAACCGGAGCUCCUGCGGCCACUCGUCGAAUCUUAUCUGAUUACAGGAACACCACCAUCUGUGAUAUCCUCCCAAGUCAUUUUAGCCGUCGUCAGCGAGGAUGAAGACGACGACGAGACAGAAGGGCCCAACCUCUUCCAAAAACUGAAGGUCCUCCGCCAAAUUACCCAAAAGAUCCUGGAGAGCGCAGCGAACGAUAAACCCUUCAUCGCGCGUCCCGCCCGAGAAGCAAGAGAUAUCAUCAAGUCCAUAGGGGACGACAGCCUACUGGGCCUCUUCUGA